CACUGCAAAAUCCAUCGCUGCCCCGUCAGCGUGGACGCUCCCCAAUCCGUUCGCCGAGUUAUGCUUCACCAAUCUAAAAUCUAGACCGCGACUCAAGUAACGAGUCCUAUGACUCUGCUCGUGAAAGGCUGUCCUCUUCUUCUACUGGCGACAGCAGCUACUCUAGCGAUAUUAGCAAUAUUUUCUACACGCCUGGUCAGUCCCCUAGCCUCGAGCCGUCACACUUCAGCUUCCAGAGUAGAAAUCUCACGCAUGUUGAUGAUGGUCUCCUUCCGGAACCUCGAGCCUUACAACACCCGUAUCCGUUUGAUGCGUAUGCUCCCUGUGACCUUAUACCCGAGGAGCUGCAGCAUUUUUCUUCGGCUUUCUCAGAAUAUCACCGUCACCAUCCCUUUACAUACUCUUCGCACUAUACACACGCUGCGAAUGCAAUCAAGAAGGAGUUUUUAAGGCCGUCUAUCAUUCCAGACCAGCGCACAACACAUGAUCACUCGGAGAAUGAUAGACGGGAAACGGACCUUAAUCUUGGUAGUCCGAGACCGGAAC
Messenger RNA from Mytilinidion resinicola, 546 nucleotides. RefSeq lists its product as uncharacterized. The record is from RefSeq and is a predicted model, not a curated record. The transcript is spliced from 2 exons. Lineage: Eukaryota; Fungi; Ascomycota; Dothideomycetes; Mytilinidiales; Mytilinidiaceae. The coding region runs from base 109 to 450 and encodes 113 amino acids.